This is a messenger RNA of Sinocyclocheilus grahami, 1545 nucleotides long. Its product is annotated as solute carrier family 2, facilitated glucose transporter member 9-like. NCBI's taxonomy places the organism in Eukaryota, Metazoa, Chordata, Actinopteri, Cypriniformes, Cyprinidae. Bases 70 to 1545 code for a protein of 491 amino acids. The record is from RefSeq and is a predicted model, not a curated record. Gene Ontology annotation, molecular function: D-glucose transmembrane transporter activity. Gene Ontology annotation, biological process: dehydroascorbic acid transport. Gene Ontology annotation, cellular component: plasma membrane. The transcript is spliced from 12 exons.
UUCACAAACAUUUUUCCGUUUUUGCAGGCGAGAAGCCCUGUGCUUGUUGCAGCCAUUUUUAUAUCAGGAAUGGGAGGAACCUUUCAAUAUGGCUUCCAUAUCUCUGUCCUUAACUCACCAUCACUUUUUAUUAAAGAGCUGGUGAACAGCACCUGCCAGCAGCAUUAUGGACGCUCUCUUGAGCCCUGGGAGCUGUCCCUCAUCUGGUCCUUCAUUGUGUCCAUGUACUGCAUGGGAGGACUGGCUGGAACCCUGUAUGCUGGACAUCUGGCAGGAGCGUAUGGAAGGUACUGGAAGUGCAUGGAUCCUUCCAUAUUUCUGCAUUUUCAGAAGCAUCUGUGGGUACAAGGAGCAGCAAAUAAGUACAGUGUGUUUUUAACCCUCCAUAGGAAGACAACUCUGCUUUUGAACAAUGUGGUGGCAAUCUGUGGAGCUGUCCUGAUGUUGUUGAGUAAAACCGCCCUCUUGUUUGAGAUGAUCAUGGUGGCACGUGUCCUAUACGGCAUCAACGCUGGUGUGAGUUUGACUGUCCACACCAUGUAUAUAUUGGAGUGCGCCCCCAAGAGGCUGCGUGGGAUGGUUGGUGUGUCUGUGGCCACUUUUGUCUCAAUGGGGAAGUUUUUUGGCCAGCUGCUUGGGAUCAGUGAGGUGUUAGGCGCUGAGGAGCACUGGGUCUGGCUGCUGGCCUUCAGCGGGGCGGCUGGUCUCCUGCAGCUACUAACUCUGCCCUUUCUCCCUGAGUCCCCACGGUACCUCCUGCUGGAGAAGGCAGACAAACACGGCUGUGAGACGGGUCAGAACCACAGACACCUCCUUAUCCACGGGCUCAUGGACCUCUUCCUCGACCACAACGUCCGCUGGCAGCUCCUCACUGUCCUCGUCACGUUCGUCACGCUGCAGCUCUGCGGCAUCAAUGCUGUCUAUCUCUAUUCGUUUGAUGUGUUUCAAGCGGCCGGUAUUGCCGAGGAGAACCUGCGCUAUGCCGCCCUGGGAACGGGCCUGUGUGAAGUCUCCACCUCCAUUGCCUGUGUGCUGAUCAUUGAGAGCACAGGGAAGAGAGUGCUUCUCUUUAGGGGUUACCUGUGCAUGGCUGCCUCACUGGCCCUGCUUACACUCACACUUUACCUUCAGGACUUUGUAUCCUGGAUGCCUUAUUGCAGCAUGGUCCUUAUUUUCACCUACAUCUUCUUCUUCUCUAGUGGGCCAGCCGGGGUGACAGCACCACUUCCUGGUGAGAUUUUCACACAGUCCUAUAAACCACCAGCAUUCAUGGUAGCCUGCAUCCUCAACUGGGUGGGACUCUUCCUGGUGGGCAUGUUGUUUCCUCUCAUAGUGGAGCAUUUGGAUUAUUUCUGCUUCCUCAUAUUUUUUGUGUUCUGCUUCUUCUCUGGCGUUUUUGUGUGGUUCCACGUGCCUGAGACAAAGAAUAAAACUGUUCUGGAGAUCACAGAGGACUUUAAGAGAAUGCACCAGAAACGCAGACACUCACUACAGUCCAAACUGAGCUCAAUACAUAUAAACAACAUCCAGAUCACCAAGCUUUAG